Cyanistes caeruleus (blue tit) is the source of this 3061-nucleotide messenger RNA. RefSeq names its product 1-acylglycerol-3-phosphate O-acyltransferase 4 (gene AGPAT4). NCBI's taxonomy places the organism in Eukaryota, Metazoa, Chordata, Aves, Passeriformes, Paridae. Gene Ontology annotation, molecular function: 1-acylglycerol-3-phosphate O-acyltransferase activity. Gene Ontology annotation, cellular component: endomembrane system; mitochondrial outer membrane. The record is from RefSeq and is a predicted model, not a curated record.
UCAUUCACAUCUGACUGUGGUUGUCUUCUGAAUUUUGUCUGAAGGUACCCUCUUGCUUUCUCAGCAAAUCAUGGACAUCGUUGGCUUUCUGAAGUCGCAAUUCAUUUGCCACCUUCUGAUCUGCUACAUAUUUAUAGUGUCAGGACUGAUCAUUAACUUCAUUCAACUCUUUACACUUAUACUUUGGCCAAUCAACAAGCAACUGUUCAGGAGGAUCAACUGCAGGCUGGCUUACUGCAUUUCAAGCCAGAUGGUGAUGUUGCUGGAAUGGUGGUCAGGCACCGAUUGCACCCUUUACACUGAUCCAGAGAGUUACCACAAGUACGGGAAGGAGAAUGCCAUCGUAAUCCUUAAUCACAACUUUGAAAUUGACUUUCUCUGUGGUUGGAACUUUUGUGAGAGAUUUGGGGUCCUGGGGAGCUCCAAAGUGCUUGCAAAGAAGGAGCUCUCCUACAUGCCUAUCAUUGGCUGGAUGUGGUAUUUCCUAGAGAUAGUCUUCUGCAAGCGCAAGUGGGAGGAAGAUCGGAAAACAGUCGUACAGAAGUUGCUCAAUCUCCGGGACUACCCUGAAAACUUUUGGUUCCUGAUUCAUUGUGAGGGCACAAGGUUCACAGAGCAGAAGCACCAGAUCAGCAUGCAGGUCGCUGAAGCCAAGGGUCUGCCCAAGCUCAAGUACCACCUCCUGCCACGAACAAAAGGAUUUGCUGUCACCGUGCAGUGUUUGAGAAAUGUAGUUUCUGCAGUCUAUGAUUCUACCCUUAAUUUUAGAAAUAAUGAAAAUCCAACAUUGCUGGGAGUUCUAAAUGGAAAGAAAUAUCACGCAGAUUUAUACGUAAGGCGGAUUCCACUAGAGGAUAUCCCAGAAGAUGAGCAGGAAUGUUCUACCUGGCUCCACAAACUCUAUCAAGAAAAGGAUGCAUUCCAGGAACAGUAUUACCGCACAGGAACCUACCCAGCAGUCCCUACAAUACCACCUCGCCGACCAUGGACACUUUUGAACUGGCUUUUCUGGGCCUUAUUGCUGCUAUAUCCUUUGUUCAAGCUGCUCAUCAACAUGAUCAACAGUGGGUCAUCACUGACACUGGCUAGUUUUGCAUUUGUCAUUAUAAUAGCUUCUGUUGGUGUCAGAUGGAUGAUCGGGGUUACAGAAAUUAACAAGGGCUCCACCUAUGGCAACAAUGACAACAAACAGAAACAAAAGUAGCACCUUCAGAGACUGCUUCAAUCCAAAGGGAACAAAUGCAACCGCUGAAAACUCUUAAGUUCGUAUCACGGUCCUUGCAAGAGAGAUCAGAGGAUGAGUAAUUGCCGUGCAUAUCUGAAUUUGUGCUCCUGUUGUUUUUUCUCUGGGGCUUGGGCUGGAUGACAUGCUGGAAAGAUGCACUCCUUCGUGUACUCUCAACAACAGGUUCGCACAUGUGUGGUUGGUUUGUUUUCCUAUGAAGUGUCUUAAGCUUUGAAGAAAAAAAAAAUAUUCCAGCGUGCUUAUAUGAAGAGACUCUACCUGGAACUAACCAGAGGUACAGGCUUUAAUGUCAGAAGAUUGUUACAAGAUGAUUAAACUUGAUAGUUGUGUAGAUCACACAGUUUAACAACCAUAAUCUGUCAGUGUUUAAAUACAGCACAGCGGGAUGCUGUGCUUGGUUAUAGCAGUAUUGGACUGAAGCAGCUCUGCCCAAGUGGCAGAACUACAGUAGAGUUUUUGUACAUCUAGAACUUACUCCCACAGUGUGCACUACAUGGGCCCUUCGAAACUUGAGCCAGACCCUGGACAUCCAGACAUCAGAGUCUGGCAGUAGCAUAACCUGGAUCAGAAUUUGGCCUUGUGGCCUGAGCAGAGCUAAGUUACCCACUGCCCUCUCUUUCCCCAGGCCAUACAUCCGAGGGACAGCUGAAACCUGUAAUUCUUCAGAGUAAAUGUCAUUUUUAGUUUGGAAAAAUUGAGGUAGUAAAAUUCCUUUUGGCUUUAAAUGCUACUUAAAAUUCCAGGCCAUCCUAGCAAUUGUGGAAAGAAAAUAAUGGGGCAUGGUGUAGUGAAAUAAUGCAAAGUCUGCAUUAAAAUGUAUGCCCCACACCUGUACUGUUGUGAUCCUAAUUAAUCUGCUUGCCUGUCUUUUCUGAUAAAUUAGUUUACUUGGUGCCUCAUAACAGUCAGCCUGAAGUAAUAGUAAAUUAUUUUCUUCUGGGGAGGAGGGGGAAUUGGGAGAGAGACCUAGGACUCAGUGGGUAUGGCUGAUUUUUUUAAUAUAUGUCUUGAUUUGAUACCCUUCUGAUUUAAAUAAAACUAGAAUCAAGCUCUGAGGAAAGCAGGGUUGCUCUGACAUUCCCAGUACUGAUUUCAAGGCAGCCACCUCCUGUUUUUAAACUUCCAGAGUUAAGGAUCUGAAAGUUAGUAGAAAUAAGUUGUUUAAAGCAGGAGGGGCAAAAAGUAUAAGAGGGGCCAUUAAUUAACAGCAAAUAUGAUUGGAAAAGAAAUCCCAAUUUUUUAAAGUCUGCAGAUCCUGACAGUGAGCAGUUGAGGUUGUGAUUGACACUCUCAAAGAUAGUCCAUUUUCACUCGACACAGGAUUAAACCAUGCUAGUCCCCAGUGAAAAAAGUGAGAGUCUUAUUCUAGCAGCUGGUGUAAAAACAUUGCUUUUUUUUUUACCAUAAAAUUGAGGCCAAAAGAAACAGGCUAAUACAACAAUAUGAAUCAUUCCAUGAAAUAUGUAUUUGCUGUUCAGUACAUCAGAUCAUCUAGAAACUCACCUUUCUAAUAUGCAGGACCUAAACAGCAGGUGAGGUAGUGCUUUUAUCAUGGAGCACUAAGUGAAGUUUAGGGGUAGUGGAGGCAGUAAAAUUUAAAACAUGAAGGAAUAGGCCAUGUGAAGUGUGAGAGACUGCUCUGGGGGCUUUUUGCCUCACACAUCUUGUGUACACAUCCAUCCCCUAUGUUCUGAAGCUUUCAGGAAUAAGUCGUUCAAUGUCACGAACAGAAACACAGGCUCAGAUGCAGUUUUUGGAGCCCAAGAGUAGAAAAUACUGUAAUAUUUAAAAUGCUGUCUAAUAAAGCAUUGUGCC